Molecule: messenger RNA, 12298 nt
Organism: Porites evermanni
Lineage: Eukaryota; Metazoa; Cnidaria; Anthozoa; Scleractinia; Poritidae
Source: the annotation of a GenBank genome assembly
CGUACUCUUUCAACAUGAUGCGCCAAAAUCUUCCAUCUUGGGUAGCCUUUUGGCUUCUUCUUUCCAGCAUUAUUUGUGCGAUUGACGCCUUUUUUGUUCUGUUACGCCCUCAUACACUACCUGGAGGAAAGUGGAAUUACCUUUUCAAACCAUGUGAGUAUGGCGCUUUUUACACCCCACUAUUUUCCCGCCUCUGUUUUUGACUGGAGAACUGCAUCUUUGGAGAUCUUUGAACAGGGGAGGACGCUGAUCCAAAAUGGGAGAAAAAAAAAGAACAUGUAAAGUUGACCUGUAAAUUCAAAUGAAACUUUUUUUUUCACUACCAAUCUGCAAGUUUUACCAAAAAUGUUUCCCACCAAAAUGAGGCCUAGUAUAGUAAGUGCCUAGCAAAUGAAAGUGAAAAUGGGAUAAGAUAUUGAUUGGCCUGAUGGCAACUCCAUGAUUGACCCAGAAAUAAAUAAAUGGCUUGAAUAGCUUAAAAUGACACUAUUCAAAAUUUCAAGGAGCAAAUGGGUUAAAUCACUUCAGCUCUUAAAGUUUUAUUCUAGAUUUGAUUGGUGGCUUGUUUUAUUAUAGUCUCUCUAAGGAAAAAAAAUGAAGCAAGAGCCAUUCAGAGAUUGCUCUCUGGCAUGUAGGGGUUUAAUAUAAUUCUCAGUAAUUUUCUGAGAAUCAUCCCUGUACCUUUUACAUGAGUUGCCCCCUUCCUAUACACUCAGGUCAGGUGACAGGCAAUAUAUCAACAGAGUGGAUACUUUCUCUGUUAAAUCCUAUAAGUGAACUUCCAAAGAGCAGUUAUGCCAUCAAAUUAUUUUCUUGUUCACACAUCCAAAUGUUGUGAAAAGUCCUGUCAUUUUUCUGUUUGUAUUCAGACAAUAUUUACAUCCAAGUUGAUGCAAGAUACAAAGAUCUUAAAGAUGCAUUUGUUAUUGGCCAAAGCUGGUAAGGUUUUUUUCAAGUACUGUUUUGGAUAUGGAGCAACUCUGUGCGCUCAUCAAAGGAAAUAAAAAAAUAGUUUCUUAUUGUCAUUCCAUGAAUGUUUUGUAUACGAGAUAGUAAAGUGUAUAUAGCCAAAAAAGCAUGUGGUGCCAAUUGGCUAUAACUGUAAUCACCUCAUAAUCCAACAAGCAUGAGUGGAAUGUAAUGAUUUACUGAUAACUUUUUAAUUUAUACUACAGUCAAACCUCCAUGUGCAACCACCUCUCAUAAGCGACCACCCUCCAUAAGCAUUUUGGGUAGCUGCUUACAGGAGUUUCAACUGUAAUUCUCAGAAAUGAGACUGGAAGAGACAACUGACUCAAGCUUAUCAUAGACUGUUUGUAACACAAAUAACACAGCUAGGGUUCGAAUCACUUUACUAAAACUAGCACAACAGUAACACGAGUCGUAGGUCUCCUAAACUGCACAUGUCCAACCCAACUCGGGCUCAGGCCCCACGCUACACUACCCCCUCCCACAUAAGGUCCGAAGUACAAGAGAGAAUUUUUAACUUAAGCAUGUAAAUGUUCCUACAAAGUUCAAGGGCCAGGUUGGGUAAACAACAACUGUUCUAACAUAGUCUCGUAGCCAGACAGGCUCCCUUCGCUCACGUCUUGGCCUCGCAGCAUGACACGGUUCACGACGCGGUUCAUCACUCACUUGAGAAACCUCAGACUGACACGGCAGGUCAGCAGUUCGAGGGGAUGUACUUAAUGUAGCACUAGAUUCACCACUAGAUUCACGCUCCUGGAAGGGAUGAGAAACCUCUGUGACUGUAGCAACUGGAUUUUCCAGCCAUUCCAAUUCGACAUCUCCAGAGUCAACUAAGGUUCCUCGAGACGGUUGCUGCCCGUUCCUCAGGUUCUCCGCUUGUGGCGUAUCUUCCGCAUGGCUGGAAGAGGUUAACUGUGAGGGCUUCUCGUGGAUUUCCGGUGGCAAAAAGCAUGGCUUCAGAUAAUUGAAGUGGACCACCUUCCUCUGACGACGUUUUCCCGGCUUCCGCCUCUCCUCUUCAAUGCGAUAGGUAACAUCAGAUAGAGCUUUCACCACCUUCCAAGGACCACACCAGGGUUUGAGGAAUUUCUUCCUUCUCGUCCUGGUUCGGUUUCUAUACCAAACCCGGUCUCCUACACGGAACCGCUGACCAUGGCACUUGGCGUCAUAAUAAGCUUUCUGGGACCUCUGCGCUCGCUUGAGGUUCUCUCUCACUAUCUGCUCCGUCUCUUCCAAUUGCUGCUUCUGCUCAACAACAUAAUCGGGGUAUGUCCGUGCCGACCCUUGGGAAGGUGUUGUCUCGAGCCUAAGGAGAGCAUCCAAUGGCAGAAUAGCUUCCCUGCCGAACAUUAAGCGGUAAGGGGUAAAUCCCGUCGACUCAUGCACACUAGUGUUGUAAGCAAGAACUGCUUUCGGCACAAAGUCCGCCCAGUCCCGGCGAUGGUCAGAAAUCAGCUUACUAAGGAUCUUCACCAGAGAUUUGUUCAGUCUCUCUACCUGCCCAUCCCCUUGGGGAUGGUAGGGCGUUGUCCUUGUUUUCGCUGCGUCAAUUAAAUCGCACAGACCUUUGAAUACAGCUCCAUCCACAUUGGCUCCCUGAUCAGAAUGCAAACCCUCGAAACACCCGAAACGGCAUAUGUAUUCAUCCAUCACCUUCUUCGCCAGCGUGACUGCUGAGGUGUUUCUCACUGGGAAGGCUUGAGCAAACUUAGUAAAAUGAUCGGAGACCACCAGCAACCACUCAUGGCCAGAGGUAGAUCUUGGUGUGGGACCUACGAUGUCUAUUGCAACCCUUUGUAGGGGGUGCCCUGCCUUAAUGUUUAUAAGGGGUGCCUUUGGAAGCUUGCAAGGGCGUUGACUUCAGCACAUGGGACACACCUUCUCACGUGCAUCUCGACAUCUUCCCGCAUGCCAUGCCAAUAAAAUCUGCUCCGCACUUUUUCUAGAGUCUUCGAGACGCCAAGGUGGCCUGCUGAAGGAUUGUUGUGCAAGGCGCACAACACUUGUGACACGACGCUCUCGGGCAAGCAGAUUUGAUGAUAAAUCUCUUCGCCUGUCACUUCGUGUUCCCAACGUCUAAACACCAGACCGUCCCUGAGAAACAGCCUUCCCCAUUGUGACCAGUAUGACAAAAGUUUGCGCCCCCCUCCUUCCACAUCGCCUCUAGCAGGUCUGACACCAGUUUCAAGCCACCUCAUAACUUGCGACAGGACAGGAUCUUGGUUUUGGGCUGCACGUAUACGUUCUCUCGACAAGGGUUCCAUAUUCACAGACUGAAUCAGGGUGGCGUCCCUCUCUACCUUAACCGAUGCACCCUCGUCCCAGGGAAGGCGGGACAGUCCAUCCGCAUUGCCGUGCAACUGACCCGGACGAUGUUCCACCUCGAAAUCAAAGUCACUAAGCCUUUCAAGCCACCUAGCCACCUGGCCUCUAGGGUUUUUAAAGUUCCGUAGCCACUGCAGAGCACUAUGGUCAGUCCUGACCCGAAAACAUCGCCCGUAAAGGAAUGUCUCGAAGUGCUCCGUUCCCCACACGAGGGCCAACAGUUCCUUCCGGGUGGUACUAUAGUUCCUUUCAGCCUUUGAUAGAGCGCGUGCUGCGUAUGCUAUUACACGUUCUUUCCCACAUUGAACCUGCGACAACACCGCCCCCAGCCCACUGUCACUGGCAUCACUGUCCAGGAUGAACGGUACGUCUAGCUGGGGAAAAGCCAGGAUGGGAGCACUCGACAAUCUGUGCUUGAUGUCCCGGAAAGCUUCCUUGCACUCAGCUGUCCAUCUGAAACGGUCCCCCUUUUGACAAGCACGGUGCAAAGGGGAUGCAAUGUGGGCGUAGUUUGGCACAAAUUGUCUGUAGUAACCAGCCGUCCCCAAGAACGCUCUCAGCUGACUCUCAUCAACUGGCUCCGGCCACUCCUUUAUGACUCUUAUUUUCUCUGGAUCAGUAGAUAUGCCCUCCCGUGACACGACGUGACCUAACACAACCACCUGUUCACACAAAAGCUUGCAUUUCUUGGGGUUAAUCUUCAAGCCUGCUUCUGUCAAGCGUGACAACACAAGUGACAGUCUCUCCCUAUGCUCCUGUAGUGUUCGACCAAAGACAAUGAUAUCAUCUAGAUACACUAGACAGUCUGACCAGCAUAAACCCUUCAAGAUAAGGUGCAUAGCCCUCAUAAAACACGCAGGUGCAUUCGUAAGGCCAAAACUUAGUUUGCGGAAUUGGUAAAGACCAUCCGGAGUUGCGAACGCCGUCUUUUCCCGAUCUUCCUCUGCCACAUCAAUUUGCCAAUAUCCCCUAAGGAGGUCGAGAUGAGAAAACCACUGUGCCCCAGAUAAACUCUCCAAUAUGUCAUCACACCGAGGAAGCGGGUACAAGUCUCGCUUGGUUACCGAGUUAAGAGCGCGGUAGUCCACACAGAAACGUUGACUGCCAUCAGGUUUCGCUACUAAAACCACCGGAGAGGACCAAGGGGAAUCGGACGGUUCUAUAAUCUCUGCUUCGAGCAUUUCAUCCACUUGGUUGCGCAUUUCUUGCCUUUUGUGAAAGGGAACUCUUCGCGGCGGUACCUGGAUUGGCUUGGCAGAGCCUGUGUCGAUGGUAUGUUGUACGCCCUUCGCAGUACCUAAAUCCCACGGCCCCUUUGAAAGGCAGUCAGCAUAAGUGGACAACACCUCAUAAUGCCUAAGUUUUUCCUCUUCCGGGACCAAAUCGCUGCUGAUAGGGAACAUCUCUUCUACCAAUAAACUGUGAACGUCAGCGUCCCUCACAAAAACCGCACUACAUUGUUUAGCUUCCAAUCCAACCUCAACAUCUUCCUUUGAGGCCGUAGGGGGUACCACCUUGUAGCCCACACCCACAUUGGUUUCCUCCUGUGAUCCCUCCUCGCCAGCUAAUGGGUAGAGGUCCCCUAUACUGCUACACCUGUAAAUCUUGAGGGGCUUGUUAAGGUAAUUGAACACACGAACUGGGAUUCGACCUCCUUUCACAGUCACGGCCGUCCGAAAGGCCCCAGCUGAAUAUCUUUCUGAAAACUUGUCCGCUGGUUCCAGUACACCCAUACAUUCGUCUAAGUCAUCUACCCCUUGGACCUCACAAGGUAUGUCUGCGACCAUAUUUGGAGAUAAUGUGACGGUUUCGGCCACAGCGAUCCUGUAAACUCUAUCAAGGCAUCCGAAAGCCAUUUUGUUGGGUCCCUCCUUGCUGUAGACAGUGUUAGUGUCAAAGUUAAUAAUACAUUUGUGAGUUGUUAGGAAAUCUACACCAAUCAACACUUGUUGUGCCAAGCCUCGGCACACCAGCACUUUAUGCUUAGCCCUGAUUGCGCCCAGCUGAAUUGUUACUUCUGUUUCUCCAACCACAUCAAGUGGCAUGUUAUUGGCUCCCAGGACAGGCUUCAGUGCGGACUCAAGUUUGUUUAUAUGUGUCUUAGAGCGACUGUACAGGUCUUCACUGAUAAUUGUUGCUUCUGCACCUGUGUCUAAUAAGGCUUGAGACUUAACACCAUUGACAUCACAAGGCAAAAAUGCUCCCUUUGGAUUCUCGGGCGGGGUCACUUUCGGCUGCGCCCCGCCCAUCUCCCGUUUCCCUGGUCGGGACGGACUUGAUGUGGACAGUCACGAAUAAAAUGAGUCGGGCUACCGCAUUUAAAACAUGCUCUGGGGCCUUGUCCAGAUUCUAAACUUUCAUUCCUACCUUGCCUCCCUUGAGGAAUAUUCUUGAGCUUCUCUAAGAUUUCAGCUUGCUGUUGAAAAAGCUCCUUAGCCCACGCUGGGGGUUCUUGGGUGCCCUGUUGGGAGCCAAACUUUUCCUGCUCCCCAGAUGUUGAAGACAGUACUCGAGCACUUCCCUUGUUUAGCACUCUUUGAUUUGAUUCAUAUCGCUGAGCUGCCGCUAGGGCCUCAUCCAAAGUAUUGGGCCCUAAAUCCAACACCUUCUCUCGCAAUAUAAUAGGGGUUAAAGCACCCACGAAGAAAUCUCUGGCCGUGCGAUUGAGUAUAUCCGGGGGGUCAUCCGGAUAGGCCAGCUCCACAAGACGAGAAAUGUCGCACCUCAGUUGAUGUAGAUCUUCGUCAGGACGUCUUAAUUUAGCUCGUAGAGUGGAAAUGUGUACCUGACGAGAUUCCUUAGGAUGAAAUCGAUCUGUCAGAGCGCGUUCAACGGCCGUCCACGUGGCUGUUUGUUCGGCAGUCAGGCUGUAAUAGGUCUGUUCGGCAAGGCCUUUCAGGUACGCGGGUAAUAUUUGACAUUGAAGCUCAGGACUCCACUUGUUAAGGGCUGCAAUACUUUUAAAUUUCCGUAUCCAAACCACCCAACUUUCGCCGGACGUCGCAGAGAAGCUCUCCGGUUUGAUGCGAAGCGGGUUUUCUGGCGACGUGGUCGGUGAACUGCCGCUUGCACCAGCCUUACUUUCACUUUUCUUUCCAAGUUUCGCCUCGAGGAGCGCCACUUUCUCUUCCAAAGCUUUCACAGUAUCUUCCAUGGCAAAAAAUCCCACUGCUGCCACCAAAUGUAACACAAAUAACACAGCUAGCGUUUGAAUCACUUUACUAAAACUAGCACAACAGUCACGCGAGUCGUAGGUCUCCUAAACUGCGCAUGUCCGACCCAACUCGGGCUCAGGCCCCACGCUACAUGUUCACAGUCCUCUAGCUCUAAGAUCAUCGAGAUCGAGCGCUUUGUGUUACUGGCUGCUAUCUUGCAUGAGUGUUAAAACUACUUAGGGGACGGGGGCGGUUUGGGAGGAAGCGAGGAAAAUGGGGGGGCUGUUAUAACACCACUGCAGCUCGCGUUCAGGAGGCGUGACAGGAAUUUCUCGCCUUUUACCAUUUCAUUAAUUAAGAAACUCCACUGGUGAUGAAAAACAUGCCAGACGCAUUUAGCAUCAAUUAUGCGUUUUUACAAAUAUCUUCAGUGAUUUAAAAAAAAACGCCUGCGUUGCUGGUACAACGUGCUCCGUGAACGCAAACUGCAGUGAUGUUAUUAUAGUCCCUCUAUUUUUCUCGCCCCUCCCCCCCCCCCGAGCUAUAAUCCCCGACACCCACCCCCUCGGUACAUUUGAAAAUUAAGAUACCUAAGACGUGGUAUAUCUAAACAAUGUCACGAAAAAAUAGGGGGCUGUGAAUGGUCUAAGCUUAUCAAUGCAAACAGACCAAGAAUGAAAAAAUUAAAGUGUGGUGUAAAUAACUUUAAAGAAACUAUUUGACCUUUUCACAUUAGGAGCUGAACAAUACGUGUUUAAACAAAAGAACUUGUGCAACGCUUGACUUUGUUUGAAGCUUUAGAUUGAUGUGUUUGAUGCGGGUUCAUAGCCUGUGUUUGCAUUUGCUUGUGGUUUCUCUUUGUUGGCUGAACACUGCAGAUGGUUUGGAUGGUGCUGGAAAUGCAUUCUAAGAGGUGCAGACCCCCACCCCUCUAGAAACUCGUACCUUUGGUGCGAGUUUUUUCCUUCUCCACCUACUCCAAAGCUUUUGCCACCUACUUAACCCAUUCGCCCCUGAACCGCCCGUAACCGCCCGUGCAGAUCCACGUCCUUUCUACCCUUUGUGACGUCAUCAGUUUUAACGGUCAAGGACAACUUUGCCCGCUAACUUGUGCAGAGUGAAGAGAUCUUUCAAACCAUACCAGAAUGAGCACAAUUCAGUCAAGGAUACCGGAGAAAGAGGCAAAAAACCAUGUAACAUUGACCUGAAAAUCUCCAUGAAAAUCUUGUUCUAUUGCCCAGUUACCUUUCCUUUCACCUAAUCCUAAGAUCCUAAAAGCUUUCCUAAAAACUAUUCCCACCAAAAUGAAGCCUACUAAAUGCCCAGCAAGAGAAAAAAAAAAUGAGGCAAGAAAAGCGAAAAAAGAGGGGAGGAGAGAAAGCGAAAAGUAAAAGUCAAGACUGCUGUGUCACUUUUAAACCCAAAAACUAUGUCGAAAUUUUGCUUUCUGCGCAUGCCCGAACUUCGCAAGCUGAUAUUUUGCAUCUGGAUCAGAAGGCCAUGAAGUGUACGACCUGUAAACCGGUUUUUGGUAAGUUUUAGCUCUUUAUAGCACGACAGUGACCAGAAAACCACUCGACUAGCUUCAAAACGCGUUUUUCGGCAAAAACUCCAGGAGCGAAUGGGUUAACAUCUCAUUGAAAACCCUGUUCUUUGCUGUUGUUUUGCACGACUACAUCAUGAAACUUCCAGCAACUUCUAGUUACACGUUUUAUGGACCAAAUUUCAUGUGUUCUUAUUUACUUGUUUUGUUACUGCUGCUCAUUUUUACCUUGGUGGCCGCUAGCAUUUCUCAUUUUCUCCCCACUGCUAUAAAAUUUUCAUGUUGUUCUUCCAACAAAAAAUGUCUCCUUUGUAUUUUUUUCUCUCUCUCUAGCUCUAUGUCACUCUUUUUCCUAUUGAGCUUUGCUGGCCAGUCUCCUACUUUCUCUUUUUCGGCUCCCUCUUUCCCUUUCUCUACAUUCCAAAUUUGUGGACAUGACAAUUAAUCUAAGCUUAAUACUGCAUGCAAUACAGAUACAGAAACAAUUUCGCCUUUCCGUUUUUAUCUUUAUCAGGGUCUGAAAUUGCGCCUUCCUGGUCGCCAAUGCGACUAAAAAUUCAGUCCUGGCGACCAGAAUUUCAUAGCUGGUCGUCAGCUAGCAACUUGUAAAGCUGGUUGUUAUUGUGGACUUUAACGUUCGGAGAAACUUCGAAGCUAUUUGCCAACAGGUGUCUUACUUUUGUCCUGCUGAUAUUUUUUAAUUAAAAAUGAAACGAAUCUUCCUGUAAUAAUACCUCCACAACAGCUACGAUCAAUAUGAGUUGCACGUUUCCAUGCCGUCAUGUUGUUUUCCAUAGCUGAAAUACGGCAAGUACGUUAUGUACUUUGUGGACUGGUACGAGCAAUGUGGUACAGUUGUGGCCUGGUACGAGUUUUGAUAUGAUAAGUGCAGUCAUGGGCAGAGAGCUUUUUGUUCCUAUGUUCUAGGUCAGAUAGCUUUAUAUCUCCAAAAAGUAAUUUGUGGAGAAGAAGUGCAAUUUUUGAGCAUAAAAAUGUCCAUACCAUGCAUUUUUUAUUCGUGUUGUAACUUUUAUUUGAAAAAAAGGGAGGGGGGAUUUUUGGCGACCACAAUUUGCCCUCUGGCGACCAAAAAUUUAUACUUGAUUGCCAGUUGGCGCCCGUAUUAAAAAGUUAAUUUCGGACCCUGUUUAUUGAUUUCGGUUGUCUCUGCUUUACAAGACACAGGUGGCUAUGCAAUUUCCUGCCAAAAUAACCUUGAGUUGCAUUUGGGUUGCCAUACAUGUUGACUGAGUUAUUUUACAUUGGUGUGCCUGUGGUGCGGACAGACGGCGGGCGAGCAGACGGUCAUGUGAUUACCAAAAUUUCUCGGAUGGGUAGAUUACCACAUUUUCUUAGGUAUGGGGCUUAAUGAUAAACUACAUUGUAAACAAAACAGAAAAGCUAGCAGAAAUGUUUUCCCUGGGAGUGUGUGAAUAUUUUAUAAGAAAUAGAGUUUUGUUCAUACUACUCCUGCAUCAUAAGCACUUCACAGAUUGCCCAAUAGGCCAUUUCUGAGCUCCAACUCCUUUGAUUUUUAAAAUGAUGCCAAGUGCAAAAAUGAUCAAAAGACUGUGAACUUCCCUCAAUGCUUUUAAAAGGAGGCUUUCAGUGGCAACAUGGAAAUGGCCUAUUUUUAGUGUGCCCACCUUUACUCAUUCUCUCUUUUUUGUAGGAUGAAUAUUGUGGAAGUAUGCCUAAACAUCGUGACAUUUAUUUUGGUGAGUGAAGGAACAACCAUAAGUAACAGUCACAGGCAACCCAGUUUCACAAUACAAACUGAUCUACACUAAAAUCCAUAGCCUUGACAGGAACAAAAUGUAUGUGUAUUUUUGGAAACAGUAGCAAAGUGUUCCAGAUGAAGUUAUAUUUGUCAUUUAUUUGUGUUAUUCGGGGGCAAAUUCUCAGCCAAGUAGUUUCCAUUGUUUGUUUCUAUUAAUAUAAGUUUACUGAUCUUGUAAGAAUUGAAAUUCUUGGGGUCAAAGAAGGCAGGGGAGUAGUGUGGUCUGGAUUGAAGACUCUGUUUGCGAGUCAGACCAAAAUGUCAGUGAAAAUUGAGCAGUGAAAGAUUUUUUUAACUCAGCACAAGUUGCAGUCAGUUCUUGGUUAUGCUUAUGUUUGACCUUGAACCUAAUUUCUUGAUGAUCUUGAUAGCUCAAAGCACUUUGUAUUUGAGAAAGAUUUACCUCAUACGUUACCUCUAAAUUUUUUCUGUAGGCUUGAAAUUUAUACAUCUUUAGAAAUGAUGUAUUUGAUCUAGCACAGUUGAGCCAUCCAUUUUUUAAAUUGUUAUUUCCUCAACCACCAUGAGUUUUGAAAUUCAAACCUUUUUUGAAGUUGGUUGAUCAACAAAUCAUUUCAAACACUGGACAUGAGGUGUAACUAAAAAACACUUUGGGUAAAUCAAGUUGGGUAUCCUGUGGUAAAAAUAAAUGAAAACAAAUCCUUGUUUUUUUAAAAACUUUUUCAGCAUUAUUCCAUGGAUUACACAACAUACUGUAUAUAUAGUUAUUAUUAUUAUUUUUUUUCACACUAUUUUGACAGCCCAUGUGUCUCUGGGGCGGAUCCAGGGGUGGUUCGUUCGAACCCAUUAAACCGAAAUGACAACAUCUAAACACGAGCAGUUUCUGACAAGAACCUUUGGUGGACAUACAUUGCUAACAAAUACUAUAUGUUUAAUCUUUUGGAAAAUGACUGUGAUGAAAAGAAAAAACAUUGACAGAGGAGAGUCCUUUCCCGCUUUUAAAUGCCGUGUUGAUUCCAUUUUUGAAGAAAAUCAGAAGUGAUUUUUUGAGCACAUGACAAAUACAAAUUUAUAACCGGUAUUUCAGGUUUUAUAUUUGUUAUUGGUCUCGAUCGUUGUAAAUUUUUAAGAGUAGUUCAUGUGUAAAAUAGCUAAAAAAGGGAUCGUUUCAAAGGCAUGAGACAACGCACAAUUAUCCUUUAAACGCCUGGAUCCACCCCAGUGUCUGUCCUCAGAAAUUAACAUAUUGUAAUGUUAAGCUAUCACACCUCUUUUUCAGCACAGAAAAUCCAGUGUAAAGUCUGUCAUUUGUGGGAUUGUUGUAAGCACAAUGACCUGUGCCAAAACUAUUCUCUUCACACUUAUGGCCACACAACUGUGUACUGAAGAAGUCCUCUUUGAAAAUGUGGAUUGGCCUAUUUUUGCCGGGUUGUUUGUCAUUCCAAAUUCAAUUUGGAUUGUAGUGCCAUUUCUUUGCAUUGUUAAAUUAAGCUCAACAUUAAUAAACAACAUGGAGAAGCACAAAAAGGAGGCAUAAUGUGACUAGUGUAUUGUACAAUAUUUUUGUAGGCAUGAAACAGCGGCGAGAGUGAAUUUGUGCGUACAUGACGUGGAUAUUACAGGCACUAGUUCACCACAUGUUCUACAUUGCACCUGUGUUUAUAACAUAUAACUUAAACUUAACAUGUCACUUAAUUUGAAUUUGUAAAUUACAUAAUAUCAGAAAGGUGUGGUUGAAGUAUCUGCUUUCCACACCGUUUUUGGUUUCCUCAUUGGCAGUUUGAAUUUCAAUAAUGAUUCAUGAUUCUUAACAGUAUUUAAGAGAAAGUUUUUACAUGCAUUAAAGGCCUUUCCUUAGGUGUUUGCAAAAAAAGUAAUGUCAGACUCAGAGAGAACUAGGCAAAAAAUAAUAACCAAAAAAAACCGGCCAGAAUUAUAUAAUUGAAAUAUCUCAGGAUGACUGUUACAUGUACUUACAAAAUGGGCCACCCCCUGCCUAUGUAUGCAUUCCUUGACUCCCUACCCUUUAGGAUUUGGAUAGCCUGUGUGGCAGGUGCCGGUUAAGUGAGGAUGAAGGGAAAAUUUCAAGGACGUGUGUCCUAGUCAAUUCAAAUUAUUGCCCUCUUCCCAUGUUUUUAUCAAAUUAAAGUUGUUCAGAUUUGGUCAUAGAUAAUCAGUGUGCAAAAAUGUUUGAUGGAACUUGAGACAUAAUUUCACUAUUAGUCAGAACUUUUACCUAAUGCAUUAAAUAUAACCUAAUAACUGUAGAUGUACACCGUAUGCAGAGGCCAGUUGAACAAAACUUAACAUUACAACAUACAUGGAAUUAUCAUUCAGCAUGACUGGUCCUUCCUUCAGGUUUAAUAGGCUUUUAAUGAACAAAAUGGAGUUUUAAAGCCAAUCAACAUCUUUCUUGCCAUAAUAAGGGAAAAAUAAAAUUGAGUACCAGUAAGCACUUCCUGAUGUAUCUGAACUUUGUGCAAAAUAAAAAUACAUUGUUCAAGGAGUUACGGUAUCACUGAUUUUCUCAGGUUGUAGGAAAACAGCUCCAAAUUCCUCUCUGUU